CAACCUCAGUCCAGUUUCACUUGCGUUCUCACUAAAUUUCCAGCCAACAACAUAUUAUCUUGUUCAGUAACUACAGCAUCCGCAAGCAUCAAGAUUGAGCUUUUGCUACGUAAAUGAAUUCCGACCAACAAAACAAAAACCAAUACGAGUCUCUACAUUCCCUGCUCUCCAAUAUCCGAAUUGAGAUCCUCACCUGAAAGGGGUUGAGAAGACAGUGACCAAGUGGUCGCUAUAUCAAACAUUCCCUCUCUGGAACUUAUCAAAUACAAUAAGGAGAAAGCAUUGUUGUUCAACCAAAGUACCCAUUUGCCUCAUCUCAGCUGGAUAGCAAAGUCUGCACAGCCACAUCUAAAGCAUCUCCUCCCAGCAUCAACAUACUAUCUCAUCACCACUCACAAUGCCGCCUCGCAAGUCCAGCUCGCGAAAGAGCGACACUUCAACUGCACGAUUUGUCCCGAUGGACGAUGUGUCCCCCGUAGAGCAAAGUCCAGCACCCGCACCGACACAUACCAACGAUCCCGUGGCCACACAAGUACCUGCACCAGCAUCCCCAGCUGCCAAUGAGACUGCUGCUGCGGAAGCUGAAGGGGACUCUUCCAUGACCCAGAAUGGAGACAAGAAGGAUAAGGACAAGGAUAAGGAGCAUAAGGAGCAUAAGGAGCACAUUACCAUCGAGGACCUGACCCUUCCAAAGUCUAUAAUAACGCGCUUGUCUAAGGGCGUUCUACCCCCCAACACACAGAUCCAGGCCAAUGCCAUCAUGGCUCUAAGCCAGAGCACCACAGUGUUCAUCAACUACCUAGCGUCUCACGCCAAUGAAAACACCGUGAACGCCGGUAAAAAGACAAUCUCUCCUGCAGAUGUCUUCAAGGCCCUUGAGGAGACCGAGUUUGCGUUCCUCAGAGAACCUCUUGAAGCUGAAUUUGCCAAGUUCAACGCUAUCCAGACUGAAAAGCGCACAUCUUACCGGCAAAAAGUCCGUGCUAAAAAGUCAGACGGAGCAGACACUGACAUGCCAGACACCUCCAACAUGGAGACCGACGCAGACACGACAGCUGUCUCAACAGGCCCCCUAACCAAGCGCCCUCGUGUAGAACCUGGAAACGCUGAGGCGGAGGAGGAUGCCGUAACGGAGGAUGAGGUUGAGAUCCCCGAAGAUUCGGAAGACGAUGAAGUCGAGGAAGAAGACGAGGAGGAGGGAGAAGCCAGUGGCGAUGAUACCCAGGAUGCCCUUGAGCUUAAGGAAGGAAAAGAGGAAAGAGAUGAGGCUUUGGAUGGGGAUGAGAGUGAUUGAAAAUUGUGCCUAGUCAUUGGCCCUGCGGGCUGGAUGAGCGACUCUGGUGUUCAUAGCGUCACUGUAACACAAUCUAUCGACAUGCUAU
Molecule: messenger RNA, 1382 nt
Organism: Fusarium redolens
Lineage: Eukaryota; Fungi; Ascomycota; Sordariomycetes; Hypocreales; Nectriaceae
Product: histone-fold-containing protein
Exons: 4
Coding region: 398-1294 (298 amino acids)
Biological process (GO): DNA damage response; heterochromatin formation; leading strand elongation
Cellular component (GO): CHRAC; epsilon DNA polymerase complex
Molecular function (GO): chromatin DNA binding; protein heterodimerization activity
Source: RefSeq, a predicted model, not a curated record